AUGAAGCUAACAACAGUCUCCAUGGCCAUUUUGGGCCUCACAGAACCCUGUUUCGCCUCGGAUAUCCGUGACACUAGUGCAAACUCGACACUCGAAAGGGCAAUAGCUGCCAUUGGCGCAGAGGGUCUCUCGGAACUGCAUAAAGUAACAUAUGAAUGCCAAAGAAUCUAUCGCUCUCGAAGCCUUAUGCAAAGCUACAAUCUCAUGCGCGCAGAUGUAUCGGCAGCAACAUCCGGAACGCAGAACAUUUCUUACGAAGUAGACUGCCCAUUGCUUCGACAACGGAUCGACCGGCGUUUCCAGCCCUCACACGCGUGGGGAUGGGCAUCCCCUCGAUUUCAGCCCAUGGAAUUCUCUCUCGUGGUCUGGACUGGCGAUGGUAACUCUGCUUGCUUUGUUAAAGGGAACAACCAAGUCUACCUUCCCCGGAACGUUACAGCUGGCUGCGUAGAUGCUGCAUUGUCUGCUAAUCUUGCUACCGAGGCUCUCAUGAUGUCUCCAGGUCUUGUCGAGCGGAUUCGACGAUCAAAAAGCUCCGAAGAACGCGAGGUUAAUAUAAACGGCAUUAAAUUUCCCGCGAUUUAUAGCAAUCUUGACAAGCUCUUACUGGUUGUCGACCCCAAGACGUACCUACCUAUAUCGUCCGCUCAGAAGAACAACAUCCAAUCUACGGGAAUCAAAUUCCCUCACACUAUCCAGACCAUAUACAGCUCAGCUAGCCAACGGCUCAACGUGGUUCUCGAAGACUUUGUCAUUGACAAGAUCAACGCUACAGCAAAAUUGGGCGACAAUUUCUUCGAUCUUGUUCCUCACGGUCAGAAAGUAAAUAUAUCGGAAAAGCCUCCUGGUGUUCCCAGUGGUCUUGUCACAGAUUACAGCACGAGUUUGCUCGGAUCACCUGUCAAGAAUGUCAGCGCGGAGGCGUUGAAAUCAGCUAGGCCCGUUGAUCUUUUGCAGGUGUAUUGGCUUAUCAUUGAUGAUAGCCAUGAUCUUGGCUUCAAGCAGCUUAUUAUUGAGUUUGAGACUGAAGUCAUUGUAUGUGAUGCACCGCCUUUCUGGAGUGAGGCUGUCAUGGAGUGGAUCAAGAAGAAUAUUGGCAAGAAGGUCGCUUACGUCGCGUUAAUCAUCCCCGAGAUGGCAGUGGAUUACUGGUCCAGCAUCCCAGGAGCCGAAUUCAUCACCUUCAAUCAAACACACCCAUACGUUCAUCGCGACAACAAGGUCCAAGCAUGGUUCAACUGGGCUGAUCAAGCGCCUCACGCAGCUGACUGGACUUAUGUAAUGAUUACAGAGCGAUGUCCUGAUAGAAACUCCUCCAUAUUUGUCUAUGAGGCUGAUACAUGGGAGGCUGGACUGAGUGUUGAGUUGGGUAAUCAGCAGCAGAUGAGGCAGUGGCUUGAUCAGCUUUUGGAAGAUGGUCUUCCAAGAUCUGCGACUGUGAUGCCGACACAUGGAUGGAUUACGCCGUUGGAACAGCUGAUUAACAUCACAGCGUACCCAUAUCCUGAUUUUGACAUUAGUCGUUGGAGGAAGGGUGCAGCGCUGUGUGAUGAAUCAGCCACAAAGAAACAUAAGGAUGAUUAG
Messenger RNA from Fusarium tjaetaba, 1584 nucleotides. RefSeq lists its product as uncharacterized. The record is from RefSeq and is a predicted model, not a curated record. Lineage: Eukaryota; Fungi; Ascomycota; Sordariomycetes; Hypocreales; Nectriaceae. The coding region runs from base 1 to 1584 and encodes 527 amino acids. The transcript has 10 exons.